Rhopalosiphum maidis (corn leaf aphid) is the source of this 614-nucleotide messenger RNA. RefSeq names its product small nuclear ribonucleoprotein F (gene SmF). Gene Ontology annotation, molecular function: RNA binding. Gene Ontology annotation, biological process: spliceosomal snRNP assembly; mRNA splicing, via spliceosome. The record is from RefSeq and is a predicted model, not a curated record. The transcript has 3 exons. Gene Ontology annotation, cellular component: U1 snRNP; catalytic step 2 spliceosome. Lineage: Eukaryota; Metazoa; Arthropoda; Insecta; Hemiptera; Aphididae. The coding region runs from base 186 to 455 and encodes 89 amino acids.
CGGCUAUUCAAUUGGCUAAUGCAUGAAUUUUGUUUACUUUUACGCUUAUGGUUUUUCAAUAAACUUACAUCAAACAUCCAGUAUUUUACUAUUUACUAUUUAUUAUUUGAAACAAGUACGAAAGUGCGAGACAAGAGCUGAUUUUUUAUUUUUUAUAGAACUAUCAUCAAAUUACAUAUAUCAUCAUGGCUACUAUGCCAGUAAAUCCAAAACCAUACCUUAACGGUCUUAUGGGUAAAACCAUAAUCGUUAAACUUAAAUGGGGUCAUGAAUAUAAAGGAUUUUUGGUGUCCACUGACAAUUAUAUGAACAUACAAUUAGCUAGUGCUACAGAAUUUGUGGAGGGUAGUGAACCAGCCCUAUUGGGAGAAAUCAUGAUUAGGUGUAAUAAUGUUCUUUACAUCAGAUCAGUUGAUGAUGAAAAUGAAGAACCUGAUGCAGAGAUGAAAGAAUGAAUUAAUAAAAACAUAACCAAAUUAACAAAAUAAAUUUAAUUUUACUUUACUUUACUUUACAGUUUAUAUAUAUUUUAAAAUAAAAAUAAUUAUUUUGUAUAAACUGCCAUUAGCAUAGCAUACAUUAUAAAUAAAAUUAAAUAAUUUUUGUUUAAACUA